GAUACCUGUGGUAUUUUUACUCUAGUAAUCCUUAUUGCUAGUACAUUGAGUUGAUCAUUCGAAAGUGUGAUAAAUUUUCAAUUUGGUACAUUUUUGAAAAUUCAAAAUGAGUAAAGGUGAAGAAAAAGAGGACUUCCGAGUUAGUGUUACUGAAGAUAGCGAGGACAGUUUGCAUUCUUCGUGUGAGGACAGAUUAAAACCAGAAACUGAACAUGAAAGUUCUGAUUCAGAAAAAUCACCAUCACCAGAGCCUCCGAAACAAAACAGAGCUAAAUGUUCAUUUUUUAUCACAGACAUUCUUGCCGAAACACACUCGCGAGUGCCGCCGGACAAUGCCGAAAGUAACAGAGACUCUAUUAUUUAUCAAAGACAUUUUUUACCUAAAAGAUGUGAAGAAAGACAGCUAGUUUCACACCAUACAGACUUAUAUUCAAAACACAGAGAUGACAGUGAUACAGAUGACAAAAUGGACUGUGAUUUUGAAAAUUCUACAAUGUGCUCCAAACAACACAGGAAACCUCGUAAAGCGAGAACUGCAUUCACAGACCAUCAAUUAAACAGUUUAGAAAAACACUUUGAAACACAGAAAUACUUGAGCGUUCAAGAUAGAAUGGAAUUGGCAUCAAAACUAAAUCUUACAGACACACAAGUCAAGACAUGGUAUCAAAACAGAAGAACAAAAUGGAAAAGGCAAACAGCUGUCGGUUUAGAACUUUUAGCGGAAGCUGGUAAUUUAUCUGCCUUCAACCGGAUGUUUCAAGGAGGGCCUUAUUGGUCGUCAUUUAACCAACACGCUGCAAGGUUAAUGACUGGGCUUGAUGCUUACUACCUUCGACCGGAAGUGCCGUCUUUUCCUAGUCGUCCCCUAUCUAUGCCACGAAUGUAUCCUCCAUCAUCAAGUUAGAAGAAUGAAAUACCGAACUUGCUUUCUACGUUCUAAUUCAAAGGAUUACAAAAGUCAAAAUGUUACCGAAAAUGACAUGACAAAGAUCUCGAUUCAUGACAAAAUAUCGAAAUCUGUGAUAGUUCAGAAACAUUCAAGAUAUCUAUUUGAAAAGAUUAUAUAAACAAUG
Messenger RNA from Mytilus trossulus (common blue mussel), 1073 nucleotides. RefSeq names its product barH-like 2 homeobox protein. The coding region runs from base 107 to 904 and encodes 265 amino acids. The transcript is spliced from 3 exons. Lineage: Eukaryota; Metazoa; Mollusca; Bivalvia; Mytilida; Mytilidae. Gene Ontology annotation, molecular function: DNA binding; DNA-binding transcription factor activity, RNA polymerase II-specific. The record is from RefSeq and is a predicted model, not a curated record. Gene Ontology annotation, biological process: regulation of DNA-templated transcription.